Molecule: messenger RNA, 8504 nt
Organism: Porites evermanni
Lineage: Eukaryota; Metazoa; Cnidaria; Anthozoa; Scleractinia; Poritidae
Source: the annotation of a GenBank genome assembly
AUGUCUCGAAACGAUACAUCACUACAGCCAUUAUCUUCAAACGCAGUAUCUGCGAAAGAAUUAGCAAGGUAAGAACGCGAUCAAGCGGUCAUAGUCGGUGAUCAUUUCAGUCGCACUUAUGGGCUUGCUCUUUUCCUUUUCUCGUUGCAGCGUUGUGAGAAACAUGUUAGUUAUUUACAAAACCAGCCGCAAUUGAUUUUUUUACCGCCCUGCUCGUUUUUAGAUGUUUAGGUCUUGUAAAGAAGAGGCCCUCAUUCUCCACGAGCCGAUCUAAGGGUCAAGAAAAGGAGAAAAAACCAAGUAAGAAAUCCAAUUUAUUAGUAAGCUUAACACCUUUUUAGUUUUUUUUAGCUGUCUUCAAAUUUGAAUCUCGAAUCAAUGUAAAUUACCUGCAUCGAUAAUGCAGUAUAUGUAUGUUGUAGUUAAUUUUUUAUCUCAGGUAGAUUUUAUUUUUCUUUUGUUUCAACGCCAUUAGCAUACAUUACCAUACCCAAAAACAAAAGAAAAAGAAAAAUUACCUGAGAUAAAAAAUUAACUACAACAUAUACAUACAUUGUUCUUUUGUAUUUUUAAGUACUAGAUUUUCUGCUAUCUACAAAUAACUACAAAUAGUAGAUAUUCAUCAAUGAUCAAAUUAAAGAAAAGAAUUAAUCAAUUAUUAUUAGAUCACAGAGUGAAAAAAGGCUUGCAGAUUACUACACUAUCGUUAAAUCUUUGACAAUUGUAUAUUGUAAAAUUCUCUAUUGAUGUUAUCUUUUUCUAACAAUGACAGGCCAAUAUUUUACAUACUUGAUUGUUCUUGACUUUGAAUCAACAUGCUGGAAAGACAAGAAAAUGAACUAUGGUCCUGAGAUUAGUAAGUCAUCAAUAGUAUGAGCUGAUUGUGUAGGAACUCAGGGCUCUAUUCAAUGACCUUCCUCAGCAUGUGCUAAGUGAACAUUUUUCUCAGAGACUCUGAGGCUGUCAGAGCAAAAAUUUUGGUUUUGAAAACCACUUUUGGUAACCCAUCAAAUAGACCUUGUCACGGUUUUCGACGCCAUUUUGAUGAGUAGGAAAACACGUGAGAAAUAAGGUUUGUAUGAGAAUCUAAUGUUGAAUAAUUUCAGUAGAACGGCUGUUCUGAAAACAGUAUCAAUUGUAAACUAAAGCUUAAUUCUUAAGGAUUCUACUGAAAAAAUCGAGGGCGUUACAUGCGCUAGAAGACCUAGAACCACUUUUAAAUUUUCUAUACAUUUGUCUGUAAGAAAGUCCCAGGAAAAAUUACAGACAAAUAUAUGGAAAAUCUAAAGCAAGCCUUUCGAGAAAUUUUAGGACAGGUAUGCCCCAAACUAACAAUCCUUUGCUUUGUAGCUUUAGUUUACAAUUCAUAUUUUUUUCAGAACAGCCGUUUUUUGGAAAUUAUUUGACAUUAGAUUCUUAUACAAACACUGUUGAAAACCGUGACAAGGUCUAUUGACCGAUAGUCAUCUUGCCUGAAGAUACUGUGUCACCUGAAACCACAGUUAUGUUACCUGAAAGUUAAUAUAUAGUUAUGUCACCCAAAAUUUUAUCAGGCGCAAUACACAGAGAAAUAAAGAUGAAUAAAGGAGUGUGUGAAAUAUAUAAUAAUUAUCUAGCUCUUGAAGCCAUGAGACAUAACAAUAAAAUUUAUGUGUAUUGUAUGUGCUAUGAUGAGACCAAAGAAGUCUGACAAGGGAGUAAUGUAUCUCGUUCUUUAAGCCUUGAUAGGCAAAAAAAGCAUUUCUGGUGACUUUAUGCUAACAACUGAUGAAAGUGAAGAAUGAUCAUCGCAAUUUUCCAAUUUAAGCAAUUGGAAAGAAGAAGCCUGAAAAAAAAAUUCAGGGCUUCAACGGGAUUCGAACCCGUGACCUCCGCGUUACCGGUGCGUUGUUCUACCAACUGAGCUAUGAAGCCACACAUUGGUUAUCAACUGAGUUGAUAACCUCACUGAAUAUAACACCAGAAAAAGAUUGAAAAACUGACCAUUUGAACCCUAGGUGUAGUGCAUACACUGUUCUGUUUUAAUCAAAAUUAAAUUGAGGAAUUCCCUUUUUGUUCACUGUUGAUACUGUCUGGUGCUUUAUGAUUGUUAACUCAGACAUCUUCCAUGCAUCCCUGGUGGGUGGUUAGUUGGUUGCGGGGAGUUUUAGAAGGGUCCAAACCUUCUGACUCCCGUACCUUGCAUUAACAGCUCCUGCCCUGCCCUGUUUUGAUUGCAAUUACUGAGUAAUUUCUCCCACUUCCUCCCCUUUUAGAACUCUCAUCUCCCACCCUUUCCUCUCCCAGCUUCUGUACCCCUCCUGCCCCCUAUUGUCCUGUGACUCCCUUCUCCCUUUCCUCACCCACUGGUUUGCUUGUUAACCAAAGGGAGACUUACAUGUAAGAUGAGAUAACAAUGUGUUACUUAGGAUCUUUUUACUUAGGCUAAUGUACCUUAUUGUUUUCCUUAAUAUGUUUGUCAUCAAUUUUGUUUUUGUUUUGAGCAGUUGAAUUUCCUGCUGUGCUUCUAAAUACUUCCACUGGUGAGAUGGAAUCAGAAUUUCACAUGUUUGUACAACCAAGUGAGCACACAAGACUAAGUGAGUUCUGCACAGAGCUAACAGGUAUCACUCAGGUACAGUAGCCUACACUUUUAAUUGUUUCCUUCUGAUCCUGUCGCACAUUCAAUCAGAAGUUAUGGACAAUAUUAAUAAUUAAGCUCGAAUUAACAUCCACAUGCAAGUAAGAUUAUUACCCCCUCUUCAAUUUAGCACCCCUCCUCAGGGUUGUCACUAAGAUUUCGAGUUGCCGGGUAGAUACAACAAGUAGGCAGGGAAUCAAACAGCUAGGGAUUUCGUUUGGUUCUAUUUUUCUUCUGUUUUCCAAUAAAAGUAGCCGGGGGCCACUCUCUUAGUAGCUGGGGAAAAUCCCCGGCCCCCGGCUCUUAAUGACAACCCUGCCUCCUACAGUAACAGACCAUGGGCAUUGUAACACUUACAAGUGUGUAAAUUGUGCACAAUAUGGUAGAUUUCCACGCCAAAAACUCAUGUGUAAUUUUUUUAACAAACUCUUACAUGCAGCCUUUCUACCCUCAAAUUUUUGUGUAUUUUUAUGGUGACUGAUUUUGCUUGUUAUAGAUGUAAAUACACGCAAGUUGUGUGUACAGUGUAUUUCUUUACAACAGCAAAUGGCAGGAGCCCAUGAUGGCUGAUGUAAAAUUAAAAAUAUUUGAUAAGCACUCCCUUGAAUAAGUGAUUAAACCCCACGUAUGGGUGAAGAGCUAACAUUAAGGGUUUAUUUUAACUGAUUCUUUUAUGUUUGCUUCUGCAGACUCAAGUGGAUGAAGGAGUUCCAGUUGGGACAUGUCUCAUGCUGUUUGGACGCUGGUUACAGGAGAUGAGAGAGAAAAAAGGCUUCAAAUUUCCCUGUGAUCAGAUUUUUAACAAAGAUGAAAAUAAGCCCACAGAGAAUUUGACAAAAUGGUGCACAUUUGUGACAUGGUCAGGUAUUUGAUUGAAUUAUCUGCUAUCAAUCUAGUUCAAUCUCAAUUUUCUCCUCCUAAAGGGCAAUUUCAAUGUGCAUGUUAUGAAAUAAUAAAUUAUUGAUAGUUCACUCUGAUAGAGAUGUAAGAAUAAAGAGAAGGGAGUCAAGUUAUAUUUUUAAUAAAAUUAAACUUUCUCAUCUUCAGGGAAACCUUUAUAGUUUAGUAAAUAACUAGAAAAAGCAUUUCAGACAACUACAAAAUUUGAAAAAAAGCACUGGGGCUUACUUUCAAAGGCCUGUGUUAGGCCUAUGUUGCAUAUUUUUUACUAUUGAGUCAUUUAGAUCUCUGAUUUUGUUUCCUUUAAAAUCAACAUAUGUUCAAUGAUGAAGAUUGGGACUUGGGAACUUGUCUCAAGAAUGAAUGCUACAGAAAGCAGUUAAGAGUGCCGCAUCCCCUAAGAAGCUGGAUUGACCUGCGAGCAACAUACAAGGUUUGUAUAGUGCAAUGGUGUCUAAGGGACAAGUUCACCGCCAGUAGUUCCUUAAAAUGGUUGUACACUGUACAGGAGAGUUAAAAUGAUAUUAUAAAAUUAGGAGUGAGCGAACUAGAAAAUUGCUGCCUCUAGUCUUCUCGUGACAGCUUGUUCUGUGGACUGACUAAAAGCGCAGGAGGGCUGAAUGUUAAGACCUUGUAAGAUUAUUUUUGUCCCUAGAUUAGUAGAUUAAAUAAAAGUAAGAAUGACAAAUUAUACUGCCAUAAAAUGCUCUGGUAGGAGUUUUGUGAAUGGUUAGCCAGCUAGUGUAUGACAGCUAGAGUGCAAUAUCUUGAAAAAAAUAAUAUUAAGUAUUUAAGCAAUAAUUGCCUACAUUGCACAGUGGUACAAAUAGUCCUACUCAGUAAAUCAUCAGUAUUGCGUGAUGAAAACCUGCAGUAUGUGGUCGAAAUGGCACAAUCAUUGUCAAAGUGACUAUGAUGAGACAAACGAUAAACAAAACCCUUUAUGGCGUAAACAUGUACAUACAAUGUAUUGCACUCCACAUAGUGCUUAACAACAGUAAAUCACAGCAAGAUGGAGAACACUGUUCUUUUCAGUCCAUGAAUACUGAGAAAGGAAGAGCAAUUAACCAAAUUUCUAGCCCGUCUUAUAUUAGUCACCCUGUAAUUGCCAGGAAUAAUGCAUUUGGCGCCGAACAUCUAAUCUUAAUGAGUCUAUCCUAGACUGCACAAAAGAUUCUUUCUCUACUUGCAUAGCCCGCGAAAACAUCCGUUUCUCCUCGCUCUUCGCCGCUGGGGACGUCUCACGCGGAGGAACGUCUGCAACUCAGCCACAGAAAUUCCAUACUGAUGAUGCAAAUCAAUGUUUACUUGAUAAAUCCGGUAGUCAUGGGGUUCCAAAUGUAAAUUUAUUCAAUUUUAGGUUUCUCCUGGUCGAUUUGGUAAAGUGUUGUGUUCAUCUGCGAACGAGCUCCAGCAAAACUCAAAUGCUUGUUGUAGAGAAGACUACUCCACAAAUAUUGACUGUUUUGUUAGAGAUUCAUCGCAUUUACUUUUUACCUUUGUGGCCUUUUGUCUUUUGUCUUUCAUUCGUAAACAAUAGCUAAAACAAUGUAACUACUCCGUCGACCAGUUAGGGCUUCUGACUGGAUUCUGGACAUAUUUUACAUCAUGAGUAUGGAAUUUCUGUCGCUGAGUCACAGACGUUCCUCCGUGCGAACCGUCCCCAGCGGCGAAGAGCGUGGAGAAACAGAUGUUUUCACAGGCUGCUACUUGCAUUGAGACAAAUUUUCUUUGGUUUGCUAUGAUGUUUUAAGUUAAAAGAAAUAACGUUUUUCUCUGUAAAUGAAAUAAUUUAUUUAGUUUUGCCUUAUUGAUUCUACAGAACUUUUACAGUCGUAAGCCUCAAGGACUAGCAGGGGCUCUUCAAGACCUUGGGAUUCAAUUUGCUGGUAGAGAACAUUCAGGUACUGUUAAUUAUUCUUUUAAAAAAACAGGUUUCCAUUGCUUUCUGAUUUAAUACACUUUUUCAUUUAGAUGUGAAAUAAACUACUGGAAAUGGUCUAACAAGGGAAACAAAAUAAUUAAAAUAGAAAAAUACAGUUGUCCUACAUUUGUUGGUUUGUUCAACAAAAUUUAAUGGACAAUAGGAAGCAAGCUGGUGGUGCAGUGGUGACAGCACCCACCUACCACCAAUGUGUAGGCUCGGUCUCCAGCCUUAGGUGUCUCGAUUCGCCCACCGGGGAGACACCCAUUCAUUCAUUCAUUCAUUCAUUCAUUCUUUAUUUGCCAUAUAUACAAAAUUUUACAACGCAAGAUGGAAAUAAUAUGCUAUUAAAGAAAAAGUAAAUGGCAAAGAGACCUGAAAGAAACCACGAGGCUUAUAAUGAGUCAGGUGUCCUCAACUUAGGAUUAACUAGUCUUGAUAUAAUAAUUGGAGAGUGAGCCUGUUGGUUCUCUCCCUUGCUCCAGGAGGUUUUUCUCCGGGUAUUCCAGUCCCCCCCCCCACCCUGUCCCCUCCUUAAAAACCAACAUUACCAAAUUCCCAUGCGACCAGGAACCAGGUAGAUGAGGAACCACUGGAAGGAUGCAACUCUAAAUUGUUAUUCAGUUUCUUUAUUUAUUCAUCUAAGGUCUGGAUGAUGCUCGAAACACAGCUCGCUUAGCAUGGAGGAUGGUGUCUGAUGGAUGCAUCAUGCAGAUAACAAAAAGCACCGAUGGGGUGAAUAUACCUACAAUGAACAUAGAGCUAAAAAAAUAAGACAAAAUAAUAAUAUUAUUGCUCCUUUGCUAAAAAGGAAUGACAUUUUGUCUAAGUUAUUAGAAAAUUUAAUAGUUGCAUGUGUAUUAUAAAUGUAUUACUUGUAGUAAUUUAUUAUAAAUCAAAAAUAUAUAACAUAUAGAAGCAAUGAGUUACCAUUAUAAUGUGCACAAUAGACAAUGACAAAAGGAAAUAAGUCUGCAUAAUUAUAACUCACCGAACGGUCAAAGGUGAUUCUCGAAGAUUGCACCGAAGUGUACAGUAUAUUUGUGCAAACAAUGCGGAGCAAGUUAGUAAUAGAAAAGAGAAACUUAAUAUGGUAUCCGAGCAAAGCAGAGUUUGUUGCAUUGUUACGAUAGACUGACUGCUCCCCGUUUAUUAAUUACACUGACCAAAGUUUUUCAAAAAUGUAGUUAUAAUCUAUGGUGAACAAUAAAAUUAAUUUAUGAUGCGUAGUUGUUUAAUUGUUGUGCUAUCCUCACCAACCUAGCUUAAAAGUGAAAAUUUCCGGAAAAAAAAAAUUAAGUCUAGUGUUCCCUGUUUUUUCUCUUGCAAAGACCAAAAAAAGAACUGUCAGAUUUUUUUUAGAAAUGACCUUUUAUAGCCACUGAUCCUCGCUUUACAUGUCAUCUUGAAGGAGCUCAUCCCAAGAAAUUUGUUAUAAACGGAGAAGAAAAAUGACACUAAAAGUUGCAUAAUUACAGCAGUGGCUAGCCUCCCACGCAGACGUUCUUAGGGGUUCGUCACGCGUUAAGAACGUCUGCGUGGAAAGCUAAGCAGUGGCGAGUUAACUCUUUCUCUAUGCACGACUUUCCGCUAAUUAAAUUUAUAGAUUGCUUAUUUCUCAAACAUAAUCUUAAGACUUUAUUAAUUUUGUUGUUCUAGGCUGUGGAAAAACUUUGGAACAUUGUGACUAUGAAACCUUGUCUUACCCAAAAUAAUUUGAAAGCAAACGGUACUGGGGCAUUCCAUACCAGUAACCAGAGUGAUUUGAUGUCUGAAGAUAUGCAAGUUCUUCAUAACAAACAUCACGCUAGACCGCCUAAAAACUGUACCGAUGAAACAAGUGUAAACAAAAGUUUAAACUUUGGUGAUUUUCAAGCACAGAAUCAAUGCAGAAAUGGCACAAGACAGAAGGUCACUGUGAAAAGCGAGAUGAAAGAGCCCAGAUCUGUCCAGAUUCCUGGAAAUAGAUUGACAAAUCAUCACGUUAAACCAUCUAAAACUUGUACUGAAGAAACAAGUGUAAACGAAAGCUUAAGCUUUGGUAAGGCUCAAGAAGAGUGUCACAAUGUACAUGUACAUGGCACACAAAAGAGCAUCACUGUAAAAAGAGAACUGACCGGAGCCAGAGCUGACCAGUUUCCUGAAAAUAAAAUGACAAAUCUAAGGGAAAAAAGCCUUGUUUGGGGAGCUGUGAAGAGUGGGAACAGUGAAGCAAAUGGCCAAAAUAAAAGGAGAGCAUCGGUCAGUUCUGUUAGUGAAGGCAUGUCUGUUGGGAAUUGCGAUGGGGCCUGUGCCACACCCAAAAAGACCUCCAAGUCUCUUAUAACUCCUGCAACGUGCUUAUCAAGUCUGAACAAAAGAACAAGAGGAUGCUGUAAUGGUUUGUUUAGGAGUGAAUUGGAGAGCUGCUCAACACAAGGGUUUCUUGUGAAAAGAGGUCUUGCUAAACAGACACUGAGCUACCAUCUGCAUACACCUUUGGGAAGCCAUAAUCAGCGAGUAUUUCCUGGAACGGGACAAAGGGAUUACACUUCCUGCAACCAACCAUGCAAAGCAUCAAAUAUUGAACCUCAGAAUGUAAACACGCCCCUGUUCAGGUUACCAACAAACCAUAGCUUAAUCGAAGAGAGGCAUCUGGUAGAAGGACUAAAAAACAAUAAAUCUAUAACAGUAGCUUCGAAUAACAUUGGAAUAACAGCUAUAAACAAACCAAUGGCAAAAGCAGCGACUGUUGCAACCACUCCCAGUUCAAUAUACUUGAACAAGCCAUGUACUACUCCAAAAAGAAAAUUUCCUUCUUUCAACCCACCCCUUAAUGGGAACAUGAACUCCCCCGUUACUACCCCUGUAGCUUGCUUCAAUGGAGGUGGUAUUACCCCACCCCUGUGUCACUGUGGGCGUCGUACUCGGCGCAGAGCUGUCAUCAAUCCAGGACCUAAUCAGGGAAGAGCUUUCUUUACAUGCUCUUUUAGUCACGGGAGAACAACUUCUGGUGCAAAUUCUGAUAAAAAGAAGUCUAAAAGUGGUUGUGAAUUUUUUCGUUGGGAGGUCCGUUUAUAA